Molecule: messenger RNA, 3730 nt
Organism: Galleria mellonella (greater wax moth)
Lineage: Eukaryota; Metazoa; Arthropoda; Insecta; Lepidoptera; Pyralidae
Gene: FIG4
Product: polyphosphoinositide phosphatase
Exons: 16
Coding region: 910-3408 (832 amino acids)
Biological process (GO): phosphatidylinositol dephosphorylation
Cellular component (GO): intracellular membrane-bounded organelle
Molecular function (GO): phosphatidylinositol-3,5-bisphosphate 5-phosphatase activity
Source: RefSeq, a predicted model, not a curated record
GAUAUCAUCAGUGGUUCAUAUGCAAUGAUUCCGGUUAGUCGUUAGCGCUCAAUUAACGUAGUGAAUUGUAAUAUGUUUGUUUUUUAUUUGCUGGCUAUUUCAUCAGAAUUUUCCUAAGUACAACGUAAGCUGAAAGCUUUCUCUCUAAUUGGAAUUGUGGAACAUAGUAGUUUUGAAUCUUCUUCACCUUCCGAAGAGUUGUUUCAGACUGGGUCGUUGAGGGCGCGGGCGGACGAGGGGGUGAACUGGAGGGUUGCGGGGUACCAGAGGGAGGAGGUGGCAGUAAAACGGCAACCAUAGCUCCACACGUGAAUAUUUGAUGGCUGAAUCUCGCUGUGGCUACUGAGAAUGUGUAGGAAGCUCGGUCGGUCACGACAGCACUACAGGAGAGUGGUGGCAAGAUUACACGUGGAGCGGCUUCGCGACAAGUGCUCGACCACUCGGCCGUCGAACUGAGCCUGUUCAGCAGGUUUGACUCCUGUCUCCGCUCUGCAUCCGUCACUUCAUAUCAAAUGCAAUUAUGACGUUUAAUGCUAUAACGACAGAAAUAUGAUGCCUGGCAUGUGACGUUCCAUGCGCAAAGCCCCGCCAUAAACAUCACUUGCAGUGCUUCAACUUCAAGUAAAUACUUCACCACCAUCACCGUGAGAAAUUGAGAGCAGUCUGAAUAGAUCUUGGCACGAAUCAAUGCUGGCCGCGAAGAAAGUGAUCCAUCUUACUUAAUCCGCCGUGUACUUGAUCUGACAUUACGAACGUUUCGCAAUUUUAAACAGAUUCUAUUUAAUUGGCUCCAAUAAUACACAAACAAGAUUUCGUGUACUCAAAAUUGAUAGAACGGAGCCACGAGAGCUGACCCUAGUUGAUGACAAAGUUGAAUAUAACAAACAAGAAAUACACCAAUUAUUGAACAUGAUUGGUUUCGGAAACAGACCAGGCAAAAUGGGUGGUUUCAAUAAACUUGUGUCUGCAUUUGGUAUUGUAGGUUUUAUAAGAUUCCUUGAGGGUUAUUACAUAAUACUGGUGACAAAACGAAGAAAGAUAGCAGUUAUAGGUUCACAUUCCAUUUACAAGAUUGAAGAUACAGCAACUAUAUACAUUCCUAGUGAGAGCAACAAGCCCCAACAUCCUGACGAGCAGAGAUAUUUGAAAAUGUUUCUGGCAAUAGAUCUCUCUACAAAUUUUUACUACAGCUAUAGCUAUGACAUUACUCACACUUUACAAAUGAACAUAGCACCACCUCGACAACUGGCCCCAGUAUUAUUUCCUAAACCUGUCACAGCAGUUGUAUAUGGUACCAGCUCUGAUGACUCUGAAGUGCACUGCACCUGUAAAGAUGAUGAUGACGACGAGGACAUCUUUGAAACAUGGAAAAAACAGAUACAACAAAGAAAUGAGAAAACUGGAUGUCAGAGUCAAAAGUUGGAAUUUGGUGUUAGGACUGUACCGGAAUGGCGUUUUGUAUGGAACAGUCAUUUAUUAUCGACAGUCCAUUCUCAAUUACAUCCCGAUUGGAUAUUGUACAUAGUGCACGGAUUUAUUGAGCAGAGUAACCUGAACAUAUUUGGCCGGCCUAUAUAUCUAACUCUGAUAGCUAGAAGAAGUAAUAGAUAUGCUGGCACAAGAUUCUUGAAAAGGGGCGCUAAUAUUCAUGGGGACGUAGCUAAUGAGGUGGAAACUGAACAAAUUGUCCAUGAUUCGAUGGUAUCUUCAUUCACAGCUGGCAGAUUCAGUUCAUUUGUGCAAAUGCGCGGUUCAAUACCUAGCUAUUGGUCACAAGAUGUUUCAAAAAUGGUACCAAAACCAGCGAUAUCAAUUGACUUAAGUGAUCCAUUCGCAGAAAUACCUGGAAAACACUUGAAUAACCUCAUGAGAAGAUAUGGUUCACCUAUUAUGUUCUUAAAUCUUGUUAAGAAAAGAGAAAAGAGAAAACACGAAUCUCUACUCAGUGAUGUGAUAAGCAAUGCAAUUAAGUAUCUAAACCAAUUCUUACCACCUGAACAUGCAGUACAAUAUAUCCAUUUAGAUAUGGCAAGAAUGAAUAAGGGUGCUGAUGCCAAAGUAUUAGAUAAGCUAUCUGCAAUAGCUCACACAGCAGUACAGCGUACAGGCAUAUUUCUGAGCUCCAAAAGUUGCGAUGAAAUGCGCGGUAUUGAGGGUCACCAGGGCGGCCGCGUGCAGACCGGACUCGUCCGCGUCAACUGUGUCGAUUGUCUCGACAGAACCAACACUGCGCAGUUCGCUAUCGGGAAAUGUGUUCUGGCUCAUCAGCUUUAUGCAUUAGGGCUAAUCGCAGAACCAGUUAUCGAAUUUGACUCGGACUGUGUAAGACUCCUGGAAGGUUUAUAUGAAGACCAUGGUGAUACUUUAGCAUUGCAAUAUGGAGGUUCACAACUUGUUCAUAGAAUAAAAACAUACAGAAAAACAGCACCGUGGUCAUCACACGGCAAUGAUAUCAUGCAAACGCUAAGUCGAUACUAUUCUAACACAUUCUCGGAUGCGGAAAAACAAAACACUAUGAAUUUGUUUCUCGGUCUUUUCAUUCCUGAUCCUUCGAAGCCACCAAUAUGGGAUUACCAAAGUGAUUAUUAUUUACACCAUCCAGAGGCAUCCACAUACAUACCAAAUAGAAGGUCAUUAACAAAAUGGUGGGACGACGACGUGGUGCGACAUUUGCCUCUCCCGUGCAACGAGAUGCGGAAGCUUUGCUGCGAGAUUAUCGGCAUGCAGGGCGACAGUAGCGCUCUGGAGAUGGUCGACCCAUACCACGACCAUAACAGGCCAUUUGAAUAUACUGUAUUUUCAGAGUGUUUUGAAUUCAAGAUGUGUCAUACUAGAGAUCUCGCACCUACCUUCUCAGAGAGCUUCAGUCCGUUCGUAGUUCGCGGCCGCGCCAUUGGUCACAACAAGGGGCCCACGUCCAAGAAUCCAGUUAUUAGCGGACGCUCCAGCACCAUCUCUAAUAAUUCCAGCGAUUCAAACAGUGAUUCGUCAACAGACGAUGAUCUAACGAGUUCAACGCCAAGUUCCCGGCAGGCGGCGCCGUCUCCUUUGACCUUACUCGCUAAAGUGCUGACAGCUGAGGAAGACGAACAAGCGAACCUGUUCCCCGCCAUCAAGCGUCAGAACAGAGUCCUAUUGAAGGAACCAAAUAAACGUGAUAUGCUGAUAUACAAACGGUAUGUGAACUUCGAGCGACGUUCGAACCCCAAAUAUAAUUCAGACACUCACGUAGUGCUGACCGUCAACAGCGCAUUCACUAUCGACAGCUCAGUGGACGUGAUCCCGCCCACCGUCACCAAAGUAGCCAAGGAGAUAUACUACGACUAUGUUCAGCGCAACAACGGCCGGGUAGCAGUAUCAUCCGCGUCUAUUGCUGUUUACAAAAAAUAUGUAGAUUUUAGCCUAUGAAUAUUUAUUCAAUUUCUUAUAGAUAAGAUUUUAUAUUUUUAAUAUAUAAAAAUCCUGUGUUACGAUAUUCAUUCGCAGUAAUCUCAGAAAUCGCUCUACAGAUUGUAUAGAAUGAUCUAAGAAAAAAUAGUAUUUAUUAAAUUUGAUAUUUCCUAAAAGUGUAACAUGUACAAUAUUAGUGAGAUGUGUAUUUAAUACUAAUCUUUAGAAAGAAAAAACAUUUAUUUAUCAAAUAUAUGUUAUAUUAUAAUAAUAUAUAAUAAUUAUAUACAUAUUAUUAAAUUAUAAUAAUCUUUAAAUAAAGUAAUAGUUAAAGAAGUUA